UUUACAUCAGGAUUUUGGUAAGUUUCACAGUUGCAUACAAUGAAAGAUUAUUUUUCAAAACAAUAAUGAUUAUAAUUAUCUCUUUUCGUUUAUAAUGACGAAUAAAAUGUAUAUAUUUUUUACUUUUAAAACAUUAAAUAUAUAAUAUUCUUGUUUGAAUUAAUUUAAAAGCAAUGUGAUAGAAGAUUAUGCGUAAUAAUCACGGUUCAAUUUAUAAAAAUUUAAUCAUUAUUUAUAUUAUUUAUGAAAAUUUCGAUACAAAUUCGAUAUUUUCUUGUUUAAAUAUUGUAAUUAUGAAAAAAAUAAGUUUUAAAUAUGUAAAAAUUUAAAAUUAUCGAUAUAUUUAUAUUAGCGCCUUUUUUGAUUACUCUGAAGUAAGUUGCAAUACCAACAAAAGCAGUCAUAUAUUGGAUUACUUCAGAUCAUAGUCGUAUACUUAUUAUAACCUAAUUUUAUCUGUCAAAUUUUAUAAAUUUACUGUCAUAUAUAUAAAUAUUAUCAUUUAUAUAUAUUUGUGGUGUAAAUUGAAGUUAUUUUAGUGAAAUUCUUAAAUUUUCGCAAAAUGGCAGCUAUUGAAUUGUUAGAAGAUAGAGUUAUUGAAUUGGAAAAAAAAAUAUAUGGACUUGCAAAGAAAAAAGAAAAUAAUGAUACAUUGGAAAAUCCUGUGAUAGAUAAUAUUUUGCAUGUAAAUACAUUGGUUUCUUCUGCAAUGUCAGGAAGAGAAAAAGCAAAUCUAAUGAUAAAGCGAUUACCAGAAUUAAAUACUUACUUAGAUCCAAUAAUUGAAAGUUCAGAAAUUCCUAUAGAGGCAAAGCUUCAAUUAUUGUUAGCAAUGGCAUCAGAAAUAAAACAAAAUCAUGAAAUGUUAAAACAAGUGCAAGAAUUAACACCUGUAUUAGAGACUGAUCGUCUAAGAAAUGUACCAGAAUUAACAAACAAACUCAAUGAUUUGAAUUUAUCAUAUCUUAAAUUAUAUGAAGAUACUCAAGGAUUAAAUAAUCAUAUAAAUGAAGUUUUUUCCAAAUAUAAUGAUGUAAUAACUAGUAUUUCUAAAUCAUUAAUUACUAUAGAUGCUAUUGUAACAACAGCUGAAAUUGCAGCAAUGCCCAAGAAACAAUUAGAUUAAGGAUUUAUUGUAUAAAUAACAAAGAAUUAUUUAUUGUAUAAAUAACAAUAAAAUUAUUUAUAUUUAAAAUAAGAAA
This is a messenger RNA of Apis cerana (Asiatic honeybee), 1202 nucleotides long. RefSeq lists its product as uncharacterized. Gene Ontology annotation, cellular component: dynactin complex. Gene Ontology annotation, biological process: cytoskeleton-dependent cytokinesis. Lineage: Eukaryota; Metazoa; Arthropoda; Insecta; Hymenoptera; Apidae. The record is from RefSeq and is a predicted model, not a curated record.